Messenger RNA from Prorocentrum cordatum, 855 nucleotides. Lineage: Eukaryota; Dinophyceae; Prorocentrales; Prorocentraceae. The record is from the annotation of a GenBank genome assembly.
GCCCCAGGCGAUGCCGAGCUCUGCUGGCGCGGGCGCGGAGGUGCGCGACCUGGUGGAGACGGUGGUGACAGCGGCGGUCUCAGCGGCGGUGCGCGCGGCCACGCCCGCCAAGGCCAUGCCGUUCCCCAGGCCAUCGGCGGUCAGGCCAUCGUCGGCGCCGCUGAAGGCCAUCCUGGAUGGCGAAACCCAGGACAGGCCGCCCUCGCCCCCGCCGGGCGACUGGGAGCACCAGGAGGUGAAGGCGAGCACGCGCUGGUCGCGCUGGGCAAGGCCAGCGAGGCAGCGCUCGCGCUCGUGGUCCCCGAGGCUGGAGGAGUCGGCUGCUUCGUCGUCGGCCCUGGCCCCGUGGACCAGCUCGGGACCGCUGACUUCGUGGGCGGGCGACAGGCCGAAGGCUGGCGCGACCGCGAUGGAGGCCCCGAAGGACAAGAAGGCCAAGAAGGAGAAGAAGGUCGGCGCAGUGUGCGAACACUUCGUGCUGGCCGACGACGAGCUGGAGUACGGCAUGGACAGCCACACGUCGGGCGACGAGCUGCUGGACUGGUACGACAGCAAGGAGGUGGUGAAGGUGGAGGGCGCCUUGCGCUUCGAGGGAGUGCGGAAGCUGAACGAGGCGGCCUUCCAGAAGACGGUCAAGGCGCAGGUGCAGGAGGCUGGCCGACACAAUGAGAAGAACGGCAACCUCGACCUCGACAGCUUCGCGGGCAUGCGGGCGUCCUGGGACCUGCCGCCCGUGCCGAGCUUCCCUGAGCUCGUUGAGGGGGAUGAGGUUCCUGGCUUCGGCCUGCCGCCCGAGGCCGAGGUGAAGGAGAUGUACCUGGAGAAGGAGGGGAUCGUCGACGCGGACGGCCUCGA